Messenger RNA from Cimex lectularius (bed bug), 1771 nucleotides. RefSeq names its product cytosol aminopeptidase-like. Lineage: Eukaryota; Metazoa; Arthropoda; Insecta; Hemiptera; Cimicidae. Bases 106 to 1677 code for a protein of 523 amino acids. The record is from RefSeq and is a predicted model, not a curated record. The transcript is spliced from 11 exons. Gene Ontology annotation, biological process: proteolysis. Gene Ontology annotation, cellular component: cytoplasm. Gene Ontology annotation, molecular function: metalloaminopeptidase activity; manganese ion binding.
AAAAAACAUAUUACAUUGUUAUUUCUUAUUUGAUUUAUGUAGAUAUUAUAGUUAUGCAAUACAGUUAUUUUCUCGAGUAGCCUGUAAAAAAGUAAGGAAGUCAAGAUGAAAAUGAUUAGAAGGAUUAAAUUAGUGACAGUGAAUGGGGCGUUGAAAGGAUUUAACAGAACUUACGCUGACUGUGGAUCAGCAGCAGUAAAAAAAGGAUUGGUUGUUGGAGCGUAUGAUGGUUGUUCAGCAGACGAGCUAAAAUUAACUCCAACAGCUAUGAAAAUUGAUUCUGAAACGGGUGGGAAGCUAACACAGCUCUUAAAAGGAGGCGUGGGAAUUAAAAAGGGGACAGCAAGAAUUUUCUCAAAUAUCCACCCGGAAUUCUUGUCAAUCGCAGUAGCAGGGUUGGGCGAGGAAGGGGUCGGGUUCAACGAAGCUGAAACUCUAGACCUUUGCAAAGAAAACAUCAGGUGGGCCUCUGGUGUGGGCACUUCUGCUCUCCAAGAUGAGGGCAUCAACUUGGUGUAUGUCGAAGAAUUCACAAAUGCGGAAGCUGCUGCAGAAGGAGCAUCUCUAGCUAUCUGGAAGUUCCAGCCAUUCAAAGCUAAAGAAGAACAAGUCAUUGUUCCAAAACUAGAGUUCUUCGAUGGAAGUGACACUGAGGGCUGGCAGCGAGGACUGAUAAAGGCUGAAUGCCAAAAUAUGGCAAGAAGAUUAGAAGAGACACCUGCCAAUCUGAUGACACCCAUGAUAUUUGCUCAGGCGACUCUUGAUGCCCUUUGUGCAUGUGGCGUUGAGGUAGAGCUGAGAGAAAGGGACUGGAUAGAAACAAAGAAAAUGCAAGCUUUUUUGACAAUGGCCAGAGGAUCCUGCGAGGAACCGAUUCUUCUUGAGCUCAGUUACUGUGGAAGCACAUCAGAUGAUAAACCAAUAAUAUUUAUCGGCAAAGGGAUAACAUUUGAUUCCGGAGGCACGUGCCUGAAAGACUGUAUCGGAAUGUCUGAAUACCGAGGAGAUAUGGCCGGGGCGGCUGUCAUCGUCGGAAUGUUCAAAUGCAUUGCUCAGCUAGCUCUGCCAAUAAACGUCAGAGCUAUCAUUCCAUUAUGUGAGAACAUGAUAGGAGGGAUGGCUGUGCGACCAGGGGAUUUGGUCGUUGCUAGAAAUGGAAAAACCAUCCAAAUCGAAGACACAGACAAUGAAGGGAGGAUAAUUCUCCUGGAUGCCCUCAAUUUCUCCAGUAUCUACCAGCCCUGUCUCGUGACAACAAUAGCUACUCUGACACCUGGAAUUCGCAGGGGGCUCGGUGGUUCAGCGAGCGGUGCGUUUUCCACAUCGGAUGCGGUCUGGAGAGAACUGAGCAGAGCUGGAUCAGAAACUGGAGACAGGGUAUGGAGGUUUCCUUUUUGGAAAUGCUUUUCGAAUCUGGUCACGAAUUAUGUCGAGGUGGACGUCAACAACGUCGGACUGGGAGGAGGAGGCGGGCCAUGCCUCGGCGCGGCCUUUCUAUUGGAGUUCGCUCCCUCCGUCGACUUUCUUCAUUUGGACAUAACUGGGACGGGUCUCAUAUCCAACGGGAUCGGGUAUCCGUAUAUGAAGAAAGGUCUGAUGACAGGGCGUCCUGUGAGGACAUUGGUUCAGUUCUUGUACCAACUGUCUUGCCCUCAUGACAAGGGUGAAGAAUGUUGAUAAAUCGGGGUCAAGUCGAAUCGUGCCGCCACUGCUUCCAGCAAGUUAUUUCGAGCCAAAUAAAGCUGUCAAGACUUAACCUUGUCUCUUUCUA